This is a messenger RNA of Fulvia fulva, 4470 nucleotides long. RefSeq lists its product as uncharacterized. The transcript is spliced from 3 exons. Lineage: Eukaryota; Fungi; Ascomycota; Dothideomycetes; Mycosphaerellales; Mycosphaerellaceae. The record is from RefSeq and is a predicted model, not a curated record. Bases 1 to 4470 code for a protein of 1489 amino acids. Gene Ontology annotation, molecular function: lipid binding.
AUGGCGAGCGCACAAGAACUCAAGGCGCAAGGCGCUGUGGAGGCUGCCCAGGAAGGUGCUGUCAGUCCCGAGCAGGCAGGGAAGGCUAUCAUGAACCAAGCUCGCGAGGGUGGAGCUGCUGCUUUCGAGUUCGAUGCUGAUAUGAGCCCGGAGGAGAAGGCAGCAGCAGCAAGAGAGCGUGCUGGACCACGAUUGCAUAGAAAGCACAAGACCGCAGCCUUAGCCACCGAUGCCGACGACGGCGAAGACGCCGGCUACGAUCUCCCCCCUCCCACGACCGCAGGUGCCAUAACCGAGCCCUUACCAGAGGACGAGGGCGACGGACAGCUCGCUAAGGACGCAGAUGUCUACUCGAAGACGGGAUGGGCGCCUCGAUUCGGCAAUCCUGCAGACAAGGAGCCAGAUGAGGGGACAAUGCUGGACCACGAAGACUUCCUCGCUGCUAGACUCGACGACAAGUUCUUUGGCGACUGGUAUCACAAUGCGGCAGUCAUCGUGUUUGCGUGCCUUUCGUCGUGGGUGAUAGCCCUGCUGGGCGGAGGUUUAGCCUGGGUGUUCAUUGUUAUGGCAGCUUGUGGCACAUAUUACCGCACAUCGCUACGAAGAGUGCGACGGAACUUCCGCACAGACAUCAAGAGGCAAGUCGAGAAGGAACAGCUGGAUGUCAACGCGGAAUCGCUGGGCUGGAUCAACAACUUUAUGGACAAGUUCUGGCCGAUCUAUGCGCCAGUGCUUUGUGCCUCGAUCAUCAGCUCGGUUGACCAAGUCCUGAGCACUUCCACUCCAGCUUUCUUGGACAGCAUGAGGAUGAAGACGUUCACACUUGGUACCAAGCCACCGCGGAUGGAGCACGUAAAGACAUACCCACGAGAGGAGGACGAGGUUGUUCUCAUGGACUGGAAGUUCAGCUUCACACCGAACGAUACCGUGGAUCUCACAGAACGCCAGAAGAAGAACAAGAUCAAUCCGAAGGUCGUUCUGGAAGUUCGUGUUGGAAAGGCAAUGAUCUCGAAGGGCCUGGACGUUAUUGUCGAGGACAUGGCGUGCACUGGCAUUAUGCGCGUCAAGCUGAAGCUGCAGCUGCCUUUCCCUCACAUCGAUCGAGUCGAGAUCUCCUUCGUGGAGGCGCCACACAUCGACUAUGUCUGCAAGCCACUUGGAGGUGACAUGUUGGGCUUCGAUAUCAACUUCAUUCCUGGCCUCGAGAGCUUCAUUCAGUCACAAGUCCACGCCAACCUGGGACCGAUGAUGUACCAGCCAAACUUCUUCCCAGUCGAGAUUGCGAAGAUGCUCGCAGGUACUCCUGUCGACCAAGCCAUCGGUGUUUUGCAGGUCCACUUCCACGGUGCGCAAGGUCUCAAGAACCCUGACAAGUUCUCUGGCACGCCCGAUCCAUACGCCACCGUGUCUAUCAACCACCGCGAUGUUCUGGGCAAGACCAAGACUGUGCACGAGAAUGCCAACCCAAGAUGGACUGAGACUGUCAGUGUUAUCUUGACAAGCUUGCGCGAUCCUCUUACGAUCAACCUCUUCGACUACAACGAGUACCGCAAAGACAAAGAGCUUGGAACAGCCACAUUUGAGCUCGAGCAGCUUGAGAAAGAGACUGAAUGGGAGAAUCAACAGUUGGAGGUCAUCGCGAACGGCAGACCGCGUGGUACGGUGCAGUGCGACAUUCGUUUCUUCCCUGUCCUCGAAGGACGCAAGAUGGACGAUGGCACUGAGGUCGUGCCGGACAGCCAGACUGGUAUCGCCAAAUUCACAGUCGAGCAAGCCAAAGAUCUGGAUGGUACAAAGUCUCUCAUCGGCCAGCUCAACCCAUAUGCUGUCCUUCUACUCAACGGGAAGGAGGUGCAGAUCUCGAAGAAGCUCAAGAGGACGAACAACCCGAUCUGGUCGGAUGCCACCAAAGAACUGCUGAUCUCGGACCGUAAGAAGGCCAAGCUGGGACUUGUCAUCAAGGACGAUCGCGAUCUUGCAGCAGAUCCCAUCAUUGCGAGUUAUCAAAUCAAGCUGGAUGACCUCAUGAACUUGUCGCAUAGGGGCCAGGAAUGGUACAAUCUGGCAGGUGCAAAGAGUGGACGUGCGAAGAUGUCGCUGCAGUGGAAGCCUGUCGCGCUGAAGGGCUUUGCAGGCGGCAAUGGCUACAUUGAUCCUAUCGGUGUCAUGCGUUUCCACUUCCGCAACGCCAAAGACCUGAAGAACCUCGACACAGUCGGCAAGUCGGAUCCUUAUGCACGCGUACUGUUGUCCGGGAUCCAGAAAGGCAGGACUGUUACCUGGAAGAACAACCUCAACCCUGACUUUGACGAGGUCCUCUACGUGCCUGUGCACUCAACUCGCGAGAUGCUGACUGUCGAAGUCAUGGACGAGGAGAACGUCGGCAAGGACAGGUCUAUGGGUGCGAUCGAGAUUCCAGCCGCAGAGUACAUCCACCAGGACGAGAACGGAGAGUACAUGAUCCAUGACUCCAAGAACGAUGUCAUUUCGGCUCAGCUACGCAUUGGCCGUGGCCAGCCUAAGGGUACGCUUAACUUCACAGUCGCCUUCUACCCGACUCUUCACGUCGUCGAUCCCGAGGAGGAGAAAGAGAGGGAAGAAGCAGAAGAAGCCGAGGCCGAGAAGACUCAGACCAGCAGCGAAGCUGGCUCUCGCAAGAGCAUCGAGGUGAACGGCACGUCCACUCCACGUGCUCGCAGCAACACAGCAGGCACCAUCGGAAGCCUUCGAAAUACCACAUCUACCAAGGCUGAGGAGGCUGAGAUGCGAAAGGUGCUGGAGCAAAAUGAGGGCGAGCAGACUGAAGCCGAAGAGGUGCAGGCCAAGGAACCUCCAAAAGUCAAGAUUGGCGUGGAGGACCUGACAAACUAUGAAUCCGGCUUGAUAGUAUUCACGAUUCAUGAGAGCGAGCUUGCUCACUCAGGCAGCCACCUGGAGGUUCUCAUGGACGACAUGAAGUUCGCUGCAUACACAAGUGCCAAGACUCGUUCAAAAAAUCAUACCUUCAAUGAGACUGGAGACGCCAUGGUUCGAGAGCUGGAUCUCUCGCGCAUCACACUCCGCCUCGUAUCCGAGACCGACAAGAAGGGCACUGACGACGACGAUAUCAAAGCUAAGCUUACCGGUCCGACACUCGACACGCUCAAGAGAUGCUUGUACACGCCGCAGGUGGUUUCCAUGAAGGAUGAGCACGGCCACCAGAGCACCGUCAAGGUGUCGAUGCGUUUCCUUCCAGUCAAGAUGCAACUCGACCCCAGUGAAUCGUUCAACAACCAGGGCAACCUCAGGGUUGAAGUUUUGGAUGCAGCUGAUCUUCCGUCUGCCGACCGCAACGGCUUCUCGGAUCCAUUCUGUCGUUUCACCCUUGAUGGCAAGGAGGUGCAUAAGACUGAUGUGCAGAAGAAGACGCUGCACCCAGCAUGGAACGAGUACUUCGAAUGCCCUGUCCGAAGUCGUACUGCCGCCAAAUUCGACGUCAAUGUGUACGAUUGGGACUUUGGCAGCAAAGCAGACUUCCUUGGCGCUGCUUCCAUCCCGCUGGACGUGCUCGAGCCAUUCCAGGCUCAGGAAGUGGUUCUCAAUCUUGAUGGCAAGAGCGGCUCCAUCAGACUGAAGAUGCUGUUCAAGCCGGACUACAUUACGAGAUCACGACAAGGAUCCUCGACCUUUUCCGGCACUUUCGCAGCGCCUGGAAAGGUAAUCGGCGCUCCAGUGAAGGGUGUAGGCAAGGUGGGAAGUGCCGUGGGAGGUGGCAUAUUCCGAGGCGCAACAUUCGUUGGCCGUGGCUUCAAGCGUAGGACGACUAGUGGCCAGCAGGUCCCGGAUGACGCCCAAGCGGAGCUUCGCGCGACCAGUAUGGAGACGCCUGACGGUAGGCCUGUGACUGCCACCAACGGGUCGGUAAAUGGCCAUGGACCAUCCAUUGAUGGAUAUGCUGGCAGUCUCCAGCCACCCACGCCAAAGACGCCGCAUCAGCGCAACACCAGCUUCGGUCAGUACUCGACAAGCCCCGCCGCACAAGGCGAGCCGGGCACCGCGAGCAUCACAAUUGUCAGUGCCACAGGCUUUGAGCCAGAUACGAAGCUCGAGGUGCACAUUCACCAAGACACCGGCAAGGGCCACAAGGAGAUUGCGAAGACGAAAGCCGUCAAGGCACCCGAAGGAGCAGCAACAUAUCCGGAAGGAGCGAAGAAGAUCCAGUGCAGCGCAGCGACACAGUUCAAGGUCAUUGUCAAGAACGACAAGACCUUCCGUGAUGAAGAGCUCGGCGAGGCCGCUUUCUUCGUCAAUGACCAGGCUUCAGGUGGCGAGCAGCACGUGCAAGUUGGCUCUGGUAUUGUCGUUCUCCGAACAUCAUUCAUCCCUGCGGAAGCCGGCAGUAUGCUCUCGCCGGAUUCGCCUGCUGGUAGUCACAAGCACCUCGGCCGCUUUAGGUCGAGGAGGGAGCGCAGCGUGACACCUUCGGGCUAG